This is a messenger RNA of Lingula anatina, 2697 nucleotides long. Its product is annotated as kynurenine/alpha-aminoadipate aminotransferase, mitochondrial. NCBI's taxonomy places the organism in Eukaryota, Metazoa, Brachiopoda, Lingulata, Lingulida, Lingulidae. The record is from RefSeq and is a predicted model, not a curated record. Gene Ontology annotation, biological process: biosynthetic process. Gene Ontology annotation, molecular function: L-kynurenine:2-oxoglutarate transaminase activity; pyridoxal phosphate binding.
UGGAGACUGUAAAUUGUUCCAGCUGUUGAAAACAACAAGAUAACACCACGAUGAAUAAGCGGUGAAAGACCCAUCACUGGUGCUUCUGGUUAAUUCUUGAUGGAUUUAACGAAGAAAAUGAAUUACUCUCGAUAUCUUACAGCUGUGAGCUUGGCUAGACAGCCAUCUGCACUGAGGAAGUUGACGGCCAUCCAGAAUGCCGGUCCACCCACUCUUAUAACAUUGGCAACUGGCGCCCCCAACAGUACACUGUUUCCAUUUCAUGAAGCAACCAUUACACUGAAAGAUGGCUCUUCCUUCAAGCUGAGUGACUCCCUGAUGACAGCAGCCUUGCAGUAUGGACCCACACCAGGGUUCACUCCAUUAGUGAAGUGGCUGAAGGGGCUCCAGCAGAGAUUGCACAACCCUCCCACCUUGACCAGACCAGGACCAGAGGGUGGACUGGACCUGGUGGUCACUACAGGGAGUAUGGAUGGUCUGGCCAAGGCUUUUGAUAUGUUGAUAAAACCAGGUGACAAUAUUCUUAUUGAUACACCAACAUAUGCAGGGACUUUAUCAGCACUACAUCCACUGGGCUGCAACUUCCUAGAUGUCCAGACAGACCACUGUGGCAUGGUUCCUGAUGCCCUGAGAAACAAACUGUCAAAGUGGACCCCUGGAGAUUCCAAGAAAGCUGACUCUGACAUCCCCAAGGUGCUUUACACCAUACCUAAUGGCUGUAACCCCACAGGGGCCUCACUGACUGAGAGUAGAAAGAGAGAGAUAUAUAAGAUAGCUCAAGAAUAUGAUUUGCUUAUUAUGGAAGAUGACCCUUAUUAUUUUCUACAGUACACUGAUUCUCCCGCUCCAAGCUUUCUUUCAAUGGAUGUAGAUGGAAGGGUUCUGCGCUUUGACUCCUUCUCUAAGAUCUUAUCUUCAGGGUUUUGUUGGCCCCAGGUUAUGUAUUCUUGUCUGAUCCCAAUGAGAAAACGUCGUACAUAAGGGCCUCGUUUUCUCAAGCAACCCCCGAGCAAAUAGACAAGGGUUUUGAGCGCCUAGCCAGUUUGAUCAAGGAAGAAUUGGCAGCACAGGGAAAGUGAUUCUUGAAGAGGAAUAUCGCAGUGAUAUGAAAUGACUCUCUGCAUUGGAAUCUUAGAGAAAGUUCAUCUAUCCUUUCAACAAUAGGUAGAGAUGAGUGGACAUGAGCUUUUCCCAUGGAUUCACAAAAUUCCUAGAUUUUCAAUUAAACUCUAAAUUAGAGCUAAAAUGAUCACUGAACCCAAAUUAAGUGUUUGAUUCAAUAGCAAUUGUUCUGUAAAAUUUUAAUCCCAUAAUCAUGUACAGUUAAUUGAUUUAAGCAAAUUUAUCUGUUGAGGAGACAAAGAAUAUUCUAGACUGAAUGAUAAAAAGAAGAAUUCUUAGUUCCUUUUUCAGUAAACUUUAGUUUUAUUUAGAUGUAAACUAAUAUAUAGUUUUAAAGAUUUAUUUGGUGCAGGGCAACAAGAAUAUAAUCAAAAAUUUUAGACAUGUAAUUACAUCUACUUUAUGCUAUUAGUAUACAGCAAGUGGGUUAUGUGUACAACUACACAAAAUACAUAUUUCCUAUAUUGUAGUCCAAUUAACUUAAUAAUAUGCCAUUGCAUUUCAAUAAUUAAUCUGACGGAUUAAUGUCAAUAUAUUGUUACAUUAUUAGGCUUAGGGUGAAUUUGAAAGAUGGUGUGUGAUUUACAAGUUGCUCACAGUAUUAUUUUAGAUCUCUUGUUCUAAUUUGUUUAUUCCAGAUAAAGUUUUAUGUUAAUAUUCUGAUGUAUGUUAUGUAUUUUUGCUGAACAGACUUGAAAGCUCCAAUUACAAACUUUUAAUUUUUAAUCUGUUGUUCAUAAUGUAACUAUUGGAUUAAAAUCCCUUUUCAUUAAACCUUAAACUGCAACUGGUGAAAGCAUCAAUCACAAUCUCUUUAUUAUUUAUCUGUUGUUCAUAAUGUUACUGCUGAUUUAAAAUCCAUUUUCAGCUUAAACUUUUUAAAUAGAUUUUUGAUUAGAUAUUGUGAAACUAUACUUAAUAAUUUUAAAAUGUUAUUGUACGUCACAUUUUGUAAUGUAUAUUUGCAUUUUCUGUAAAAUAUGAUAUAAUUGAUUAAUAUAACCAAAAAAAAACCUUUGCAAUUCCAUGUUUUUAAUAAUAAUUAUGAUAAGUUGAUAAAUUCUUUUGCUUCAUGCAAAAGUGGUGAAACCUGCUAGCUCUCCUAAUCUCAUCAGUGGCCCCAGAAAUUACUUAGAAUCAAACAUCAUCCAAUGUUGACCUGCAUGCUUUAUUAUUAGUAUUGGUGAAUUCAGGUGCCAUCAGCACAAUCCCAGAGGCAUAAGUAUUGUGUUAGUUGUUACAAAACACAUUGUGUUUGGAUGUGAUUGUGAUAUUGCAUGGGUGAACUUGAAAACAAGACAUUCAAAACAAAAAUUGAUCUUGCUAAGUUGCCAGCAGUUUUAUACAAAUAUUUGAAAGGAAAAUUAUAAAAUGUAUGACAAAAGGGUAAAACAUUAAAAAGGAUGCAACAAGAAAUAGCCUAUUGUUUGAGUGACUGGUACAGCCAGUUACUAUGGUUGCUAUGGUAAUAAAAAGCUGAUUUUUUUAAAUCGAAGUUUUAUCUUUAGAAGGGUACUGAUCCUUUUUUAAGCACUGAAGCAGUGUUAUGUUUAAGUUAUAAUUAAGGUAAAUAAA